UAUUGUUCAAUUCAUUCAACGUUGGCAUCUUUCUAGUCUACUAAUUUGGGAAAUUUAGUAUUUUUUAAAAUAAAAAUUAUUGAAAAGCAUAAAUAUUGUUCAAUAAAAUUUCGUAUAAUAAAAAGCUUAGCAUUCGAGUUUAUUCGCGGUAGCAAUAUGCGAGGGAAUCUGAGUAAUUGCUUGUGAAAUUCCGAAGUCUAAUAAAUGAACGCGGACACGAAAAAAAAUAAAAAUAAAUAAAUAUAUAAACACAGAACGAAUAUGGAGAGCACAGCAAGCGUAAAUGAUGAAACAGAAUGUCGUAUUAAUUUCCCGUUGGGCGAAAUUCGAGGCAGACAGUGCAAGUCGAUUUACGACCAUGCAUAUUUCAGUUUUGAGGGUAUACCAUACGCUCAACCGCCUUUGGGUGAGCUACGUUUCCGGGCCCCAGAACCUAUAACACCAUGGAAGGGUGUCAAAGACUGUACGAAGUGCGCAAGUAAACCUUUACAACAAAAUCCCUUCAAUGAGAGUAUAGAAGGUUCCGAAGAUUGUCUUUACUUAAAUGUUUAUACGAAACGGCUAAAAUCAGAACAACCACUACCUGUUAUGGUAUUCAUUUACGGUGGUUCGUUUCGUUCGGGUGAGGCGCGCAGAGAAAGCUAUGGUCCUGACUAUUUUAUGCAUGACGAUAUAGUGCUGGUCACUUUUAAUUAUCGUGUAUGCGCUUUAGGGUUUCUCAGCUUCGCUGAUCCUGCUUUAAAAAUACCCGGCAAUGCUGGGCUCAAAGAUCAAGUACUCGCCCUGAAAUGGGUUAAACAAUAUAUUUCAUAUUUCAAUGGUGAUCCACGGAAUGUGACACUCUUUGGCAUGAGUGCCGGCGCCGCCUCAACACAUAUUCUCAUGCUCUCCGAACAAAGUCGUGAUCUCUUCAAACGUGCAAUAGCCAUGUCGGGUAGUGCUCUGAAUUAUUGGGCCAAUAUGCCGCAGACAAGUAUGGCAUAUCGUUUAGCAAAAUUCAAUGGCUACACCGGUGAUAAUAUCGAUGCGAAUGUGUUAAAAUUUCUAAAUAAACUCGAUCCCGUAAAAUUGGUCGUACAUUCGUUGCUAACUAAAGAGGAACAGCGCAAGUUGUACCUGUUUGCAUUUGGACCCAUUGUAGAGCCGUAUAUAGAUGAAAGUUGUGUCAUCCCAGAGCGGCCAUUUAAAAUGCUGCGAAGAGCUUGGAGCAAUAAAAUAUCAAUGAUAAUUGGUGGUGCUUCAUUUGAAGGACUGCUCAUGUAUCCCGUGCUGAAGAAAAAUCCCGAUAUUAUGAAACUUUUGUACAGCGAACCAUCCCUCAUUGUACCGGAAGAUGUUUAUAAUGCGAAUACGUCAAAGGAGAAUCAAAGAAUGGGUGAACAACUUUUGAAAUUGCAUUUUGGCGAUAAGAAGCCCAACGAUCAUUCAUUAUUUAAAUAUUUAGAUCUGCUGGGUUACAAAAUUAUAUGGCACGAUUUACAUCGCACGCUUUUGGCGCGUCUAAGCUUUGCGUUAGCACCCACCUUUCUCUACCGUUUCGAUUUCGACUCUCCAGACUUCAAUUUGAACCGCAAAAGAUAUUGCGGUGAUGAUAAGGUGCGCGGUGUGUCGCACGGUGAUGAGCUUUCUUAUCUUUUUCAUUCACGUGACACACGAAAGGCAGUGCCCAAUUCUUCGGAGUAUAAAAUGAUAAAACGUUUCACAAGUAUGUGGACGAGUUACGCGACUACCGGUGACCCCGAUUGCCAUGCAUCCGAUCCAAUUACUUGGGAUGCCGUGACGAAGUAUUUCAACUUCCAAGGCGUGAAUAUGGGACCACAUCUGGAAUUUAAGACAUUACCGGGAAAAGAAAUAUUAGAAGAAUGGGCUAAAUUGUAUAAAAAUCCUGAGCAAUUAUGCGGAGCGAACAAAGAGGAGGACUACAAUUGGGGAGAGCCAUUAGCUUCAACGAUAUGAAGAGCAAGUUAUUUAUGCAUAUUAUAUGUACAUACACGUAUGUAUACAUAUAUAUGUUGUGUAUAUAAAAAAUAGUCCCCAUUG
This is a messenger RNA of Ceratitis capitata (Mediterranean fruit fly), 2040 nucleotides long. It is a transcript of the gene CcaE5c, whose product is annotated as alpha-esterase-5c. The record is from RefSeq and is marked validated. Bases 262 to 1956 code for a protein of 564 amino acids. The transcript has 5 exons. NCBI's taxonomy places the organism in Eukaryota, Metazoa, Arthropoda, Insecta, Diptera, Tephritidae.